Messenger RNA from Cryptococcus deneoformans JEC21, 748 nucleotides. RefSeq lists its product as hypothetical. The coding region runs from base 103 to 564 and encodes 153 amino acids. The record is from RefSeq and is a predicted model, not a curated record. The transcript is spliced from 3 exons. Gene Ontology annotation, molecular function: structural constituent of ribosome. Lineage: Eukaryota; Fungi; Basidiomycota; Tremellomycetes; Tremellales; Cryptococcaceae. Gene Ontology annotation, biological process: translation. Gene Ontology annotation, cellular component: mitochondrial large ribosomal subunit; ribosome.
GGGAUCAAAUCUUGGGUCGUGUCGUUCGCGGGGGGAAAAUUCAGCCUCUUGUACACUUUUCCCUGUGACACCUCCCAAAAGCCAACCCAUAUACCACUCACAAUGCUCGCCAGACGCUCUCUCCUCGCUGCCAGAACAUUUGCUGCGCCCCUCAGACAACGCACUCCUCUUUUUCUUUCCGCUCGUAACCUUUCCACCGCAACGGCGCCUUUAUCACAGUCCACUUCCACCACCACUCAAUACACCCAGCCCGAAGCUGCCGAACCCGAAUUCGAUCUUGCCGGUAGAAGAGAAAAAUGGUACCACAUUAUGCGAACUAGACAAGGAGAGUUGCCAGUGUACGCAAAGUAUAGAAAUGACGGUGGUUGCAAGACUAUCGUGAGGAAGAUUGAGGGUGACUCUCACACUCUCAAGGACCAGCUGAACGAAUGGUUUGAGCAAUCUCACCUCGAUCCCUUCACGCGACCCCCACAAGCCACCGUCAAGCCGACGAACGGUGAAGUGCAAAUCAAGGGACAUUGGGUUGAGGAGAUCAAGGACUUUUUGUCUGAUCGAGGGUUCUAGACGCUGCAUCUUGCAUUUCUUUGUUCAUGGGUAUUACAUGUAUGAGAUAGAUCAGAGACUGACUGAGAGAAAGUGAGACACGGCGCCGAGGCUGGCCAUGGUAAAUGGUUGGUAGAUGGAAUAAAACGGGCAGAAUUGGUGUCGGAUUGGUGGAUAUUCUCUGUCUGGACGGAUUGUUGUUUGG